AUGCUACAUCUUGCCCAGCGGUCCGCCUACAAGACCAUCAUCUCCCACGUCGACGGCUUCUUAGAUGACCCGCUGACUCGUCGGCCUGACAUCGACUGGUCCCAGAAGAUCAGCAAGCUCAGGAUCGACUACACUGGUGAGGAGCAGGGCGAGGCCUUGCCCAUCAAGCUGGCGGAGCUCAUACCAGGCCUACCCGACAAACAGCAUGCCGCGCAGCUCCAGACGGAGGAGUUCGUUGACGAGCACAUCUUGGAGUGGCUUAUGAACCCUGAAGUUGCCACGCUGCCUGUUGCGGAGUGGCCGCUGGACCCUCCUCGCGCCCGAGUCAAUUGCGAGAGGCUCGAGGACUGGCACGAGGUCGCGGAGCACUUGAUUGGCCUCGGCAUUUUGGGCGUGGUCGACGAGGCGGACAUCUUUGCGCCGCGGGGCCAGAAGGUCUUCAACGGCCUGUUCGCUCGCGAGAAGAAGGGCAAGCCACUCGAGGGCCAGUCGAGAUGCACGCGCCUCAUCUUCAACAUGAUACCCUCCAACGCCUACCUCCGCAACAUCGUUGAGGACACGUCGACUUUGGCGGCCUCCACUUCAUGGACCAGCCUCCACUUGCCAGCAGUAUGUGUCAUGGUGUGGAGCAGCGACGACCAGAAGGGCGCCUUCUAUGUGUGGAAGUUGCCGCCAGCCUGGCAUGGCAGAAUGGCCGUCUCGGUGCCCGUGCCAGCGAGCGUUGCUGGGUUGCCUGGAGACCACCUAGUCUACGUGGCGUUCCGCGUCAUCCCCAUGGGCUGGGUCCUCGCAGUCACCCUCUUCCAGCACCUGCACCGCCGCCUGGCCUUGCGAGCACCGCGUCUGGGAGCUGGUUUGCCUGCAGGAACGGAGUGGAGGCGCGAUCAGCCUUGGCCGCUGGCGAAGCAGCAUCCUCACGCGUGGUGGCAGGUCUACAUCGAUGACUUUGAUGCGCCCGAGGUCCUGGAGGCGGCAGAGGCGUAUCGAGUCGUGGGCACCCCAGGCGAGAUGCAACUCGCCAUGCGGCGCGCCUACACCCAGGCCGAGGUCGCCUACGCGGAGGAGAAAAGCCACGCACGGCAGUUGCAGCUCGAGAGGAUGGGAGCGUCCAUCGACGGCUGCGCGGGUACGAUCAGGGCCCCUGCCGACAAGGUGAUCGAGCUGGUCCGUUACAUUCUGUACGCCCUGGGCCGCGAGUAUUGCCCGUGGCUGCUUAUGCUCACGUUGCUGGGCCGCGCCGUUCGGGCCCUCGAGUUCAGGCGGCCGCUACUGAGCUGUCUCAACUCGGUAUGGGAGUUCUCCACCAGGACGAGAGGCGGACGCAUCAACAUGGGCAUGAGCCAGGAGCUGUUUGUGUGCAUCGGGUACUUGCCUAUCGCGUGCACCGACCUUAGGGCUGGAGGUGGAGUGUGCGCUUCCACUGGCCUCACGCCCUUGGCAGUCCAGCAGCUCAGGGCCGCCCGCCAGGGAGCUAGGCUGGUGCUGGGGCCAGGCCGCAGCGACCUGCAGCCCGCACGCAGCUCCCCGUCGCUGCCAGGGGGGCGGCCGCGGCCCAGGGUGCUCAUCGUGAGCCUCUUCGACGGCAUCGCCGCGCUGGCUGUGGCAGUGUCCAGGCUGCCAGCCGACAUCAUCGGCAUGGUGUGCAGCGAGGUUGACAAGCCUGCUAGACGAGUCGUGCGACUCCGAUGGCCUGGAACCGCCGACUGGAGCGACAUCCGAUCGAUCUCCGAGAAGGACGUCGUUAAGCUAGCUGACACCUACUACGGCCUGUGCGACGUCUGCGUCUGUGGAGCGGGCAGUCCUUGUCAGGACCUCAGCGCAGUCAAUUUGUCGCGGGCGGGCCUGGCUGGCCCCAGUUCGAAGUUCUUCUAUGGGAUCCCGAGGGUCCACGGUCUCCUUCGUAAGCACUUCAAGGAGAAGCUAGCCACCUUUGUUGAGAAUGUUGCCUCGGUGAGUCCGCAAGUGAGAGAUGCUAUCACGAAGGAGAGAGAGGCUCUGCUGGGAUUCGACAAGCAUUACACAAGGGUUGCCCACAAGGACCCCGAGGACUUCUUGCUCGCGAGCUACCUGCUGAAGCUCUGUUCGCGCGGGGGGGCGUGCCCGCUGGCCUGGGGUGAGGUCGGCACCUACACGAAGGGCGCAGCCGAGUACGACAAGAAGCUGGCCUCAGAGUUCGCAGGCGAGUUCUUGGCACUAAGUGAUCGCAGUGGGAGCGACAUUCGCCUAGACGUGGGCCUGCCUUAUCGACCGAAGGGCAGCAUCGACCUCCACAUCAACGCCCGUGAGCUGCAGGCGGGAGCGGCAGCCCUGUUGUGGAGGACUCGCUCCACCAAGCACCUCAGCGCCAGGUUUGUUCAUCUGUUUGACUCGCAGGUAGUGGCAGCGAUCACUACGAAGGGGCGGUCGUCCAGCACCAGGCUGCAAUGGCUCCUGCGCAAGUGGGCCGCCCUCUGCGCGGCGGGAGGCCUCUACCCCAUCAUCGGGUACAUCACGACCGAGGACAACCCCGCCGACGCGCCCUCCAGACGCCAGUGGAAGGCGGGGGGGCCAGGGCAGCCAUUCCGACAGCCCCAGAAGGCGAGGAAGGCACACUCAGCGAAGCGUGGUACUCGGUUGAAGCUGCUCCGAGUCACCUCCACCACGCUCCACCGCUACAGAGCAGCAGCCAAGCGCGUCCUCGAUUUUUGGGAUGCCGUAGGCCUCAUGCCCUCAGGACCGCUGGACACCGACGAGGGCAUCGCCGAGUACAUAGAGAUGCUCUGGAGCGAAGGCCAGCCUAUUAGCCUUGCCAACUAUGCAGUCGCGGCGAUAGGCUUCUUCUUCCCCUCUGUCAAACAGAGCUUGGGGUUGUCAUGGAGUCUGCUCAAAGCUUGGAGGCGAUGCGAACCGCCUGUUCGCGCCUUGCCGUUCACGCCAGAGCUCAUUCUGGGGAUGGCCGCCCUCGCCAUCGAGUGCGACGCUGUGGAUAUCGGCACCCUCCUAGCAUUGGGUUUCGCAGGUCUGCUGCGCACCACGGAGCUGUUCACAUUGUCCAAGCAGCAAGUUGCGAUUAUCAAUGACAGAGUGACUGUCCGCUUGCCUGAGACCAAAACAGGGCACCGCAAAGCCACUACCGAGAUGGUCGUUGUCGACUGCCCCAUCGCCGUAGAUCUAGUCAAGCGCUGGUAUGUACACGCAGCGCCUCCGGACACGAUCAGCACACGGUCGCCAGCGCAGCUUCGCAGUUGCCUGAAGAAGCUGCUGGCAUUCUUUCACCUCGAGGAUUUCCGCUUCUCCUGGUACUCAUGCCGGCGUGGUGGUGCCACGUACGACUUCAUCUGGUGGUUGCUAGCGACGCUAGCCACAGACCCCUUGGCGUGGGAAGGUAAAGUGAAAGGGUUAUGA
Messenger RNA from Prorocentrum cordatum, 3384 nucleotides. The record is from the annotation of a GenBank genome assembly. Lineage: Eukaryota; Dinophyceae; Prorocentrales; Prorocentraceae.